CGCCCGAGAAGCGGAAGAAAAGCCGGGCGGGCGGUGGGAGGGGGGAGGAGGAGGAAUCUCAAACCCUCGGAAAUUAUCACCGGGAGUCCCGUCAAAUACUCUGAAACCAGACAUGUGUGAAAAUCGCACCUGUUCUGUCGGUUAAUCACGCCGCUUCGAGUUUUCUAAGGAGGAAAAGAAAAACGUUCUUUUUUGGGAUCACGCGCACGGCUUUUUUUUGGAAAAAAAACGUAUUUUUUAAUCCUUUCCCCCUCCCUUUAAAUUCUUCAAUUCACGUUCCUCGUCAGUUUUUUUUAAAAUAUAUCUUGUGCGUGUGUGUGGACAGGAAGUGGAGGUUUCUGAAGAUUUUUUUUUGUCGCCUAUUUACCUGAGGAAGGCUCGUUAGUAUCGGAACAUGUCGGGUCAGUCGAUCACGGACCGGAUCACCGCGGCCCAGCACAGUGUCACCGGCUCGGCUGUUACCAAGGCGGCCUGUAAAGCCACUACACAUGAAGUGAUGGGCCCUAAGAAGAAGCACCUUGAUUAUUUAAUUCAGUGUACCAAUGAGAUGAACGUGAACAUACCACAAAUGGCAGAUACUCUGUUUGAAAGGGCAACAAACAGCAGCUGGGUUGUGGUGUUUAAAGCUUUAAUUACAACUCACCAUUUGAUGAUGUAUGGGAAUGAGCGUUUCAUCCAGUAUUUGGCUUCAAGAAACACAUUGUUCAACUUGAAUAACUUUUUGGAUAAAAGUGCCAUGCAAGGAUAUGACAUGUCUACUUUCAUCAGACGAUAUAGCAGAUAUCUUAAUGAAAAGGCACUCUCCUACAGACUAAUGGCAGUUGACUUCACCAAAAUGAAAAGAGGGAUGGAUGGAGUAAUGAGAACUAUGAAUACAGAGAAACUGCUUAAGACUCUGCCUCUAAUACAGAAUCAGCUUGAUGCACUCUUGGAUUUUGAUGCAAAUCCAAAUGAACUAACUAAUGGAGUAAUAAAUGCUGCCUUCAUGCUACUGUUCAAAGAUUCCAUCAGGCUUUUUGCAGCCUACAAUGAAGGGAUUAUCAACUUACUCGAGAAAUACUUCGAUAUGAAGAAAAACCAGUGCAAGGAGGCCCUGGACAUCUAUAAAAAGUUUUUGGCUAGAAUGACCAAGCUGUCUGAAUUCCUCAAAACUGCAGAGCAAGUUGGAAUUGAUCAGGGUGACAUUCCAGAUCUUACUCAGGCACCAAGCAGUCUGCUUGAAGCAUUGGAACAGCAUCUAGCUUCUCUAGAAGGAAAAAAGACAAAAGAAUUCUCUGCAGCAAACAGAGCAACUACUUUGUCAAAUGCAGUCUCCACUCUUUCCAACACAGGGAUGUCUUUGAGUAAAGUUGAUGAGCGGGAAAAACAAGCAGCUCUGGAAGAGGAACAGGCUAGGCUACAAGCUCUCAAGGCAAAGUGCGAUCCUACACCUGGAUUUCUGAUGCAGGAGCAGCGGCAUAAAGAAAUGUCUGUGCCACCCCAGCCAACAACAGCAUCCACAACUGUCUCUCCAAGCUCCACAUCAGGGAAAAGUAUCAGUACAACUGCAGCAGUUGACCUGUUCUCAGUACCCACACCAGCAACAAGUGCUAACAGUGCGCCUACCCUAUCCAACGAUAUCUUCAACCUGGAGUCAGCUUUUGUACCUACCGUACAGAGCACCCCAGCAAUAUCAACCUCAGUAGCUAAUGCAUGGGGAGACCCAUUUUCUGCCUCUGAUGGUUGCAUUGACUCUGUCUGUCGAUUGGACCUGUUUGAUAUGCAACCCGUUGAAGAUGUAGUAAAAACCACAGUCGCAUCUAGUGCUGCUUCAAAGCAGACAGAGGCCCACCUCUUUAGCGACGUAUUCAACUCUUUUCCUGAACCAAGUCCUGCUAUAUCUACAAAAGUUGAACACUUUCCUGAGGUAGACAUCUUUGCUGCAGAUUCUUUCACCUCAAAAGGACCUGCUUCUGUUCCUGAAAUUAUUCCUACCCAUGAUCCCUUUCUUGGAUUUGCUCCUCAACCAGCACCACAAAUGAUGGCUCCAUCAACGCUGAACGUAGACUUUGACUCUGUGUUUGGAUCCAAAACAGGUCUCGGUGAUGCCAAGAAUGCAAGUGGUUUUGACCAACCAGGUGAAAUACUGAUGCCACAGCCAACUCUCCUUGCCAAAAAUGAAGCAACACCGCCAAUGAUCCAGCAAAACAAUAAACUACUAGCAACUGACUUGGAUUCAUCCCUCGCCAAUCUUGUGGGCAAUUUGAAUUUUGGAGGAACCCCAAUGAAAAGAAUGGAUCAGCAGUGGACCCAGAGUGGGGAAAGGAAAUUGACAGGAGGAACAAACUGGCAGCCAAAGACCACUACAUCAACCUCCUGGAGUGCAGUGCCAAUGAAUGUCCCACCAAUGGUGCCCGCGCCAAUGUCGUUCCCAGUGUCAACAUCUCAAGUGCCUGUAUAUGGAAUGGUACCUGCAGUGGGAACACUGCCUGCGGUAACACAGCACCCAAUGAUGUAUCCUCAGCCUGUAAUGAGGGCAACUAACCCUUUUGCACCAGUUAAUGGGGCUCAGUUGCAGUUCAUGUAAAGACAGUGGAACUGCAUCAACACAAAGUUCAGUAAGCACCAAAUACCUGGAUGAAGGCAGAUGAAUGUAGACCAAGACUCGAGGCUUAUUCAUCAUUUUAAACUGUUAAUGAACCUACAUUAUAUUAAUAAUUCCCAAUCUAACUUUCCAGUCAAUUGCAAAAUCUAUUUUAUGUGGGGAAAUGCUGAGUAGAAUACAAUCCAAUCUGUCUUGAAUGGUCAUCGACCCACUGAACAGGCUUAAAUAGAGGUUGAUAUUUAUUGACCUGUUCAGUGCAAUUUCUUUCCUUCUCACUGCUGAACAUAACUGAAAUUACUCCUGAUCCUAACAGCAGGAAAAUGAAUUAAUGAUCAAGAGGUUACCAAUAAAUAUUAGCAAUUGAACUGAAAGCUAAAAAGGAAUUGCAAGCCAAGCCAAGUUCAGACAAAUUCUUAAACUGUUCAUAGAUCCUAUCCAAACUCUUGAGUUGGGUUUUAACCUGGAACUUGCUGCCAGAUAACUCUUUCAAUUCAAAACUUAUAAAAUGAAAGUUGCUACUGACAGUCCUGUUUACUUCCUGUUCCUUUUGACCAUUUUAGAAGGAUUUCAUUCUAUGAUAACUGGGUGCGUUGUGUUACAUGUUGUUGUCUGGCAGCAGUUAUUGGGUUACCAUAAUGCUUUGCUGUGCAGAAUGAGAGUCAUCAUUCACAAUGUGUGAAAAUAAAAAUUACAGUCAAAUUUGGAAACAAGGUUUAAUACAUAUGUUUUGGGGAUGUUUGUUUUGGACAAUUUUAAAUCAUGAAGCAGCUAACAUUUUUUAAAAGUUGCAGUCACCAAACUGUUUCAUUAUUAUGGAUUAGAUUGGAGAAAUUGACCAUUAUUGAAUUGGGGCAAGCUGGUUGAAGAAUGGUUAAGUGAAGCAUUUAAAUUCUGCUUGAACCACUGAAUGAUGGAUCUCAGAUAUAGUUUAAUUCGAAGGCCUGUUCUGAUUACAGUUAAAUUUUCCAUUAACAGCACAGAAAUAGGUUUAGCAUGAUCUGGGAGAGAUACAGUAGCUUUGCUUGCUAGCAACAAGUUGUAGGAUACUAUAUCUCUGAUGCAACUAGGAACAUCUGUUGAAUGCAGCAUGUGCAUAUGAAGCAAUUGAGCAUAAGUUAUUCAUCUAGUUUUGGGCGUGUGUACAUUUCCUCCAAAUAUCAGAUAUCAAAAAGGUUAAUGUUAUGACUUUAUUUAAUCAUGGUUUCUGUGAUGAAAGUCAAUUUCCUUUUUUGUACAUCCCACUAACUAAACUGAAAGAACUCAUGAUACCUGAACUUGUUUUCUACUGACUUCAGCUGUUAAGUUGUUAAUAAAAUUAAAGAUUUAAUUCUCAUGCCCUGACUUUUACUCCCCUACCCCCCAACUCCAAAUCAAGUUCUUGGUAAUAUUGCACAGUUGGACUAGCUAAGUUUGCAAAUAAUUUUUACUGUAGGUUUGGUUUUGAGACUGUUUUGCAAACCAAAUACAUUUCUAAUAGGACAAUUAAGCAAUGGUCAACAAGCACUGGAUAUGCAGAAAUGUUGUAUUGUGAGAGUUAACCCACCAAAGGCAGACCACAAAAGCACAGGUGCUGAUGUGGCAGCUAUGUAUUGUAUCAAAUUGCAUAAUAUGAAAAAAGUUAUAACCGUAGGAAGGAUGAGGUCAAAGCUAACAACGUGGAUGUUAAAUGCAAAUGAAUAUUGCAUCACACAAUAUAACAUAGUGCACUUUGAUAUUGAUCUGCAAGUUUCUGGGGAUGUAUUUAGUCUCAUUUUUAUAGGACACUUCUACCCAUUUUUUUAAAAUCCUGAUCAUUCUGUGAUGUAAUGAAUUUCAGAAGAACCUAUGGGUACCCUGUUUUACACUGUUCUAAGUACUGGGAUCAGCAAUUCAAUCAGCAGCUUUAAUGGGUGGCUAGUGAGUAACUAUGGGGAAAGUUAUCUUCUUUCACCCUUUCCCCAAAGAAUUGAAACAAUGACAACCAAUAAAUUUUCAACCACAUGCAUUUUGAAGUUUAUCUGUCCUUAGCGCUUAAUUACUUUUUCAAACUUGCAAUAAUAAUUUCGCUCCAAUUGCACUACUUGGUGCUUUACAUCUAAGAUGAAAAAUCUAUUCUGAAGACUGUUGAUAUAGGUUGGACUGUGAAUGUUAUAUAAAUUUCUGCCAACACAAUAUUGUCCAUAUGUAGCUGGUUACAAUUUCUAAAUAAAAAUCUGUUGAAAUAUGUGAAUUUUGGUGUACAUAUAGCACAGCUCUUCCUCUUUAACUUGCUACAGUAACCCAAGAAGAUUUGUACAAAUUUGUCUGUUUAAUUUAAAUUUUUUAAUGUUUUGACAAAUCAGAAAAACGACGUUUCUCCUUUACUAUUUAUUUUUAAGUAUCAUUUAAUGUCAGUUUUUCCCAUCUAAAUUAAAUAUUUUAUAACUUAAUUGCAGGCUCUGAAGCCUUUGCUCCAUAGGGGCAAUUAAAUAUCAUUGGGGCUAAUGAGUUUUGUUUGGUUUUGCCUAUAGUUCAUUUGUUGCUCCAGGAAUUUUCAUGGAAUUUUCUUUUCCAUCUUUUUGACACAGUUUAAAGUAGAUCUUCAGCUCAUUUUAAGGUGAGGUUUGGGAAAAGAGGGGAAACAGGACAAAAUGUACACUUGUUUUUGUGCCAAAAGCCUAUGUUUUCUCUGGAAUUUCAAAAUUUGAAGUAGAAUGUUUCAAAGUACCUUUUUUUAAAAAGAAAACAAGAGUUAGUUCCAGAAUUAAAAUUGAAAUCCACAUUAUUUAGCCACAGAGCACCCAUCAAAUAUUUCAAGCUUUGGACAGUAGCCUGAUUGUUACAUUUAGGCAGAUUUAUAAAAUGCCAAGAUUGCAAAAUAACUCAUUGUUUAGUACAGCACCUUGGGCUGAACUAGUUAUGCAGGGAAAUCAUCCUUUCUUAAAAAAAAUUAAGCUUCAAUAUUUUUGUUCUAAUGCAUUUGAAUAAUUCAAAAAGAUGGCAUUCAUGUAGAAAAAUGAGUUGUUCAAGUAUACCUGUUUUUAAUAGUGAAAUAAUUGUGUAUUGUUGCUUUCUUCCCUAGAUAGCUUUGAAAAAGUCAUUGAAUAAUUUUCAUGAUCAAUGAUACAGCUCAAAUUGAUGUGAACCACAGCCAGAAUCUUUUUAUUUAAAGAGAAGACUGUUGUAUGUUUGCUUCAUUUUUUUGCACUGAACUAACUAUUGGAAGAGGCAGAAGGAAAGAGAUGUGGUAGAGAAAAACAAAAUAAACAAGAGAAGGAAUACCCCUCAAUUGAGUCAAGUCUAUGUAUGUCAGGUACAAGAUAGGACUUGAUCUGUCAUAUUUUCUGUAAAGUGUACCUCAUGUUAUAGAAUGUACGGCAGUGACGGAGUCCCAGUUUACCUCGCCCUGUUGGAGUGUGGUGAAAUAUACCGUGAAAUAUACCUUGAAAUAGUUAGAAGAUCAACCUAUGGAGGCUGAGCUGCUCUGCAUCAUUAUAAUGUACAUUUAAAUUAAAAUAGUCAAUGUUAACGUGCAUAAAAGCAGAAAAUUCUGGAAGUACUCAGCGGGUCAUUUAGCAAGAAUGGAAUUUGCCAUAUUUUCAGACCUGAGGCUCUCCUACAGGCUUCAGAACUUCCCUUGUAGGGAGAGAAAUAUGAAUAGUUGGCUGCUCAAGCUUAAGAGCAAAAGAACUUGUACUUAUGCUCAGUAUUAUAUAAUCAAAGUUUGCACAAGUAAUUUAUUUUUUUAAAUGGUGGAUUUGAAUAAGUGGCAAAUUUUAGGAAUCUUCAUUUCCUGGUAAAAAGAAUGACAUUCCACAUGCCAUAGAGAUGCUAUUGCAAGACCCUUUUACUCCAUAACAUUCAGUAAAGCCUUACAAGUUGCUGGCAGCAUAGGCCAACAAAGCUUGUUUGAAUCCAGUUUCCUAUAUUGCCAUAGAUCAUAGCUCCUUCCUAUUUCCCUGCGCCACACCUUGGCUUAUUGUAUCUUGUGCUUUGACUUUGUGGCUUAGAGAUGUUAUAUUAAGUUGCAGUACACUAAGGCUCCUUUAGUACUGGUGUUCAGCCAUUUUUCUCAUCUGAUGCAGACCUUAAUGUUUUUAUCAAAUGUAAGUAAUCCUUUAUCAACCCAUUACAAGUUGGCCAAAUUUGAGCCACCAAGUAAUCUCUUAAGUGUAUACAAAUGUGCCAAUACAGUAAGCAGCCAACAGAGUAUGCUGUAGAACGUUGGUUUCCUUGCUACCUCCAAUAUGGAAUUCUAAUUGACUCGAUGAUACAAAGGUAACCUAGCAGCAAUAAUUUCUUCAAGUUUUGAUUUGCAUGGAAACUCCUUCACAAGCACUUGUUUGCAUAUAUUUUACAAAAAUAUUCCUUUUUAAAUUCUAGUAUAGUUAAAGCAAUUUGACUUGCUGCUACCAUUUUUGGUGAACCAAUACAAAUUUAAAAUGACUGAGGAAAUAUAUAAACCCUCUUAUACUUGUAAGAAUCUUGUUUCUUCAGAUUCCAGCCAUAUACUGUGUUUAGGAUGCUCCCCUCAGUGUAGUCUUCAAUCUUUAAAAAGUCUUCAUAACAAGUCAAUGACUUUUAAACAAGUAAAUACUGAAAACAUUUCCUUCACACUAUAAACUACCUUUUCCAUCAUUUAACAGGCUUGUUGCAUACGUUUAGUGCAUUAAUGCUUCACUUAAUAAAAAUCUUCCAACAUUUAUAUGUAUCACUGUGGUAACUGUGUGAGCACUGAAAUAAGUGGGGGGGGUGGGGGGGCAAUUACCCUAGAUUUUAGUGCAUUUAGAUGCGGGAGUUGAACUGAAUAAAUAAUUACAGCACUGUGGAUCGGUGCUUCUUUGUAAAUAAGUGCAGGAAUUUUCUUUCUGUUUUCGGUAGUUUGUGCUGUGAGGGGAACAAAAAUAACUAUCUCUGAAUUGCGACAAAUGAAAAUUACGCUGUUGUAUUGCAUUUUUGCAGAUUAUAUUUUUUGAGUAAUUGAAACCUGUAUAUGUUAUCAUUUAUACAUUUGCAGUAACUAGUAAACUUAGAAAAAACAGCAAGUUUCAUCAGGGUUGUAUUUGAUUCUGAAAUCAGUGUAUGGGCAAGUGCAUUAUUGCAUAAUAAAGGAAAUGUAUUAAA
This is a messenger RNA of Carcharodon carcharias (great white shark), 7666 nucleotides long. Its product is annotated as phosphatidylinositol-binding clathrin assembly protein. Gene Ontology annotation, cellular component: clathrin-coated pit; extrinsic component of presynaptic endocytic zone membrane; clathrin-coated vesicle. The record is from RefSeq and is a predicted model, not a curated record. Gene Ontology annotation, biological process: clathrin-dependent endocytosis; clathrin coat assembly; synaptic vesicle budding from presynaptic endocytic zone membrane. The coding region runs from base 395 to 2566 and encodes 723 amino acids. NCBI's taxonomy places the organism in Eukaryota, Metazoa, Chordata, Chondrichthyes, Lamniformes, Lamnidae. Gene Ontology annotation, molecular function: phosphatidylinositol-4,5-bisphosphate binding; SNARE binding; clathrin heavy chain binding. The transcript has 23 exons.